Messenger RNA from Phalaenopsis equestris, 829 nucleotides. RefSeq lists its product as uncharacterized. Lineage: Eukaryota; Viridiplantae; Streptophyta; Magnoliopsida; Asparagales; Orchidaceae. The transcript is spliced from 3 exons. The record is from RefSeq and is a predicted model, not a curated record. The coding region runs from base 80 to 829 and encodes 249 amino acids.
UAAUCAAAUACGCAUUGUCACUCUCACCCUUACGUUGUUAUACCAUUACUACAACGCAUAUGUAGAUCGAAACCCAUGCAUGACGUCCAGCAAUAUUGGAGAUAAAUGGAUCGGAGAGUUAUUAAAUGGGCACCCGAUAAGUUUUGCAAAUAUGUUUCGUAUGACAAAAAUUAUUUUUCUUGAUCUCCUAAGUGAACUUCGGUCCCUCCACGGACUUCGAGGAUCAUCAAGAACAACAUCUAGAGAGGUGUUGGCAAUAACACUUUAUAUUUUAGCCCAGAAUGAAUCUGUGAGAGGAGCUAUGGAACGGUUUCAACAUUCUUCCGAAACCAUUAGCAGGUAUUUCUCAGCUGGGUUGAAUGCACUGGUGAGUCUAGCCCGUCAAAUAGUCAAGCCAGAGGAUCCAACAUUCCAGUCCAUCCCCACACAUAUUGCGAAUGACCCUCGUUAUAUGCCGUUCUUUAAGGAUUGCAUCGGAGCCAUUGACGGAACACAUGUCGACGCACGUCUUUCUGUCAAAGAGAAAGUUGCGUACAUUGGUCGAUGCGGAUCACCAACACAAAAUAUAAUGGCUGUUUGUGAUUUCAAUAUGUGUUUCACAUAUGUGAUGGCUGGAUGGGAAGGUAGCGCACACGAUAGUCGCGUUUUCAAGUUUGCAACUAGCAACAUUAAAUACGGAUUCCCUUAUCCCCCACCAGGAGUUCGAGAGUACCACAACAGGAGACCACCGCAUAUGGUUCGAGUUCUUCCGUGUAUACCGCACCCCAUUCAGACACGCUUGCUCGGGGAUCUGAGGUAUCAGAAACGGGCAACAUUCGUCAUGAUGUGA